Molecule: messenger RNA, 204 nt
Organism: Staurois parvus
Lineage: Eukaryota; Metazoa; Chordata; Amphibia; Anura; Ranidae
Source: the annotation of a GenBank genome assembly
ACAGGUGAAAAGUCAUAUGUCUGUCCUGAGUGCGGGAAAUACUUCUCAGUGAAGCCCAGUCUUCACACACAUCAGAGAUCUUACACGGAGGAGAAGUUGUAUACCUGUUCGGAGUGUGGAAAAUGUUUUUCAGAGAAGCCCUUUUCUUCAUAUAUGACAGAGAUCUCAUACGGGGGAAAAGCCGUAUUGGGGACAAGAGGGUGA